AUGCUACCACCGGUCCCCUCCCUCGACCACUAUGGCAUUUCUGAAUACGGCUUCCUUCCCAAUACAUUCCCGCUCGAGAUUCUACCCGAUCCGUAUUACAGACGAUGGGAGGCAAUAGUGUCAAACCUACAAGCGUUGCUUCUCAGCAAAAGGUUGAGGCAUGUGGUUGAUGACCUGGAUAUUAUCACAGCCUCGAGGCUACGGUCCCCUGCGGAAUGGCGAAGAGCAUAUGUGCUCUUGUCUUUUAUAACGCACGCCUACAUUUGGGGAGGAGAUAAACCAGCAGAGCGAGUCCCUCCGUCACUCUCUAUACCUUUCAUAGAGGUAUGCCGUUACUUGGAGUUACCCACAGUGGCAACAUACGCAGGCGUAUGCCUCUGGAACUUCAAGCCAAUCUUCCCUGACGAGCCAAUUGAUACCCUUGACAAUCUUUCAACUCUUGCCACCUUUACCGGCUCACUCGACGAGUCAUGGUUUUACCUGGUAUCCGUCGCCAUCGAGGCUCGUGGUGGGCCUACAAUCCCGCUCAUGUUAGAAGCAAUUGAGGCCGCUCGUGCAAAUGACAGUCGUACAGUGACAGAAUGUCUUCACGCAUUUGCAGAAAGACUGGAUGAGCUAGGCACCUUGCUUACGAAAAUGUACGAGAAUUGCGACCCCCAUGUCUUCUACCACCGGAUCCGUCCUUUUCUCGCUGGUAGCAAGAACAUGGCCGAUGCGGGACUCCCCAAUGGCGUCGUUUUCGAUACUGGCGCCGGAAAUGAACCUUACCGUCAGUAUGGUGGCGGUAGUAACGCUCAAUCAUCCCUGAUCCAAUUCUUCGACAUUGUGCUUGGAGUCGAGCAUCGCCCAACUGGCACCCAGAAGUCAUCAGACUCCUCCACCGAAAGUGACACUGAAGGGCCCACCGCUCCACCUUCUCGCCACAACUUUAUCCAUGAGAUGCGAUCCUAUAUGCCUGGUCCUCACCGCCAAUUCCUGAAACAUGUCUCCUCUGUGGCCAAUAUUCGCGAAUAUGUCGAAGCCCAUAAAUCGAACCGAUCAUUGAGUAUUGCGUACGACGCUUGCUUGGCUAUGGUACGCGCGCUGCGGGACAAGCAUAUCCAGAUGGUGUCCCGAUACAUCAUUGUCAAGUCUCGCGAGUCGCGUUCACACUCUCGGUCGCUUUCCCCGAGAAAUGCGCCAAAUCAGCCUCAGCCACUCAAUCUUGCCAAUACGCAUAAAACCUCGAAGACUGAGAAACCCGGCAGCAAAAAGCUCAGAGGGACAGGCGGGACGUCACUCAUACCGUUCCUCAAGCAAGCGAGAGAUGAAACUGGUGAACCUGCCAUUGACGCUUGGGCGAGACGAAUCCUAAGUAAUGGGCCUGCCGAGAGCGGUAACAUGUCUCCUUUUGCUCCCUUGGGAAAACUAGGGGAGAAUGUGGAUGGCGAAAUGGAGAUUGUGGGUCUCGCAGGGGUAUGGAAGAUGGACGACAGUGAAGGAGGGUUGUGCCAUUGGUGA
Molecule: messenger RNA, 1500 nt
Organism: Letharia columbiana
Lineage: Eukaryota; Fungi; Ascomycota; Lecanoromycetes; Lecanorales; Parmeliaceae
Exons: 2
Coding region: 1-1500 (499 amino acids)
Biological process (GO): 'de novo' NAD+ biosynthetic process from L-tryptophan
Cellular component (GO): cytoplasm
Molecular function (GO): indoleamine 2,3-dioxygenase activity; metal ion binding; heme binding
Source: RefSeq, a predicted model, not a curated record